Molecule: messenger RNA, 4309 nt
Organism: Myxocyprinus asiaticus (Chinese sucker)
Lineage: Eukaryota; Metazoa; Chordata; Actinopteri; Cypriniformes; Catostomidae
Gene: arhgap24
Product: Rho GTPase activating protein 24
Exons: 8
Coding region: 865-2868 (667 amino acids)
Biological process (GO): negative regulation of ruffle assembly; negative regulation of Rac protein signal transduction; wound healing, spreading of epidermal cells
Cellular component (GO): focal adhesion
Molecular function (GO): GTPase activator activity
Source: RefSeq, a predicted model, not a curated record
UUCAUUGAAUAAAGACUAAAAUGUUGGUCAUUUCCUCACAAACAGCGUGGCUUCAGAAGACUUGGAAAACCGCAAACAAGUCGUAUAGGCCAAUUUUAUGUCCCCAUUCACUUUCAUUGUAUGGAAAAGAGAAGAAUGUUUAAAAAAAAAUCAUGCCUAAAAUAUCUUUAUGAAUUCUACAGAACAAAGACAUACAGUUUUGGAAUGACGUGAGGGUGUGUAAAUGAUCACAUAAUUUUCAUUUUUGGGUGAACUAUGGGAUUAUAAACAAUCUAUGUAUAUGGAUCAAAGUGCAACAGAGGAAAAACUAGAAGAAGUCUACCGGUAACAGCUCUGUCUGUAUUUAUAGAGCACGGUAAGGGAGCGAGCCAUUUGGCGAGUGCCCUCUCUUCGAUCGUCAAAUUUACAGGCCGGGGCAAGACCCCCAAGAGCUUCGGCGGCUGUGAUUUAUGAGCCACACUCCCCUGCUCGCCUUCCGCUAGAUUGUCAGUGCAUAACUGCAUGCUCUCCCAGCCAAGACACUGCGCUCUACUCAGGCACAGUAUGAAGGGAACAGCCCUGUUUCUGCACAUGCAUGCUGUGGAUCUCUUAGACUCAGCCUGGAGAGGAAGAAAACAAGGAGAUAACCUGUUGACUUGGAUCAUCUGAUCAGAUCUCUUUGCUUGUGUGAUUGUUUGAAUCCAUAACUUGCUAAUGCAUGAGAUCACUGAAAAUGGACAGAUGGAAUGAAUACAAUACCAUGCUGGAAGGGGGUAAGAACUGGCUAAGAGAAGAGAGGACUUGAGAAAUUCACAGAUAAGUAGACUCGAACAGAUUUUUGUGUUGUUGUUGGAUCACAAAAGCUGGACAGAAAAUCAUCCGGUCAUGGACUUAAACUACAAUCCAGGGGGCGACAGGGAGCGGAUGACGUCCAACCAUGAGACAUACCUACUUAUGGCCAGUACACAGAAUGACAUGGAGGAUUGGGUGAAGAGCAUCCGCAGGGUGAUAUGGGCUCCAUUUGGAGGAGGAAUCUUUGGUCAGAAGUUGGAAGAGACCGUUCGAUAUGAGCGUCGCUAUGGGAACAAAAUGGCUCCUAUGCUGGUGGAGCAGUGUGUGGACUUCAUUCGGCAGUGGGGUCUACGGGAAGAAGGGCUCUUCCGUCUGCCUGGACAGGCCAACCUUGUCAAAGAGCUCCAGGAUGCUUUCGACUGUGGAGAGAAGCCAUCUUUUGACUGUAAUACAGAUGUACACACCGUAGCCUCCUUGCUGAAGCUGUACUUGAGAGAGCUUCCUGAGCCCGUCAUCCCUUUCUGUAAAUACGACGAGUUUCUGGCCUGCACCAAACUCCUCAGCAAAGACCAGGAUGCAGGAAUGAAGAAAUUAAGAAGGCAUGUUGAAAGUCUACCUUUGGUGAACUACAAUCUGCUUAAAUACAUAUGCAAGUUCUUGGAUGAGGUGCAGUCAUACUCUGGGGUGAAUAAAAUGAGUGUUCAAAAUCUGGCGACAGUCUUUGGGCCAAAUAUUUUGAGGCCAAAGGUCGAAGACCCAAUGACUAUAAUGGAAGGCACAGUAGUGGUGCAACAGCUAAUGGGCGUUCUGAUUGCUCGGCAUGAUGUUCUUUUCCCACCCGAAGAGGACCAUACUAGCACUCUGGAAUUGGUCAAUAACAACAACAAUGAGACACAAAGACGGCCGACCAAUGGUCAGCUACACAACAAAGAGAACAACAACACCACUGGUGUACGACAGUGCACAUGGGGCACACCCGAAUCACCCAACCGGGCUCCAUUGGAAAAUGGCUCUCCCUGCUUGGGUAGCCCUCGUGACGGUUUUACAGGUCCGCGAAUCGAGGUUACGCGUAGCCCGCCGCUUACGAUAAAAAAGAACCCAGCAUUCAGUAAAGGCAGCGGAAUUGUCACUAACGGCUCCUUCAGCUCAUCUUCAUCCUCAGGUGAAGCCAAUCAAGAGAAGAGCCAGACUUUGCCCAACAUGUGCACCCUACAGACCCGACGGGCAGGCGCAAUGAAGGGCUCGGGCACUAAGAUGGGGGUUCAAAAUGGUGUCGUGCGGAUGGGCGUGUCCAUUACGGAUGGGACGAAUGGGACUCUAAAUGGGCGUAAUGGACUCUGGAUGCCAAACGGUCAUGUCACAAUGCGUGAAGGAAAAACUCGAGACGCCGAGCACCACCAGAAUCGCCUGUCCACAUAUGACAACGUCCAUAUCCAGCAUCAAACACAACUGAUGCAGCCCAGUCUCAGCAGCAGCUGUGAGGACAAACAAAGCGUGGACAGCGCCACCUGGUCCACGUCGUCUUGUGAAAUCUCUCUGCCGGAGAACUCCACAUCUUGUCGCUCCUCAACUACAACCUGUCCAGAGCAGGACUUCUUUGGCAACAAUUUUGAGGACCCGUUGUUGGACGGGCCGGUACAGGAAGACAAUGGACCAGCGCCAGAAGACAGGGAGCAGAGGACCAGUAAUGGAGGGGGUCGUGGAAGCAAAGGAACAAGCAGCAGUGAAAACAGUGAAACGGUAUUUGCUGUCACCAACGGACCAACCAAUCACAGUGCACUGCACAGCCUGGUGGCCAGCCUCAAACAGGAAAUGCUCAAGCAGAAGAAUGAAUAUGAGGCCAGAAUCAAGAGUCUGGAAUAUCGUAAUUUUGAGUUGGAGGCUGUUAUGGCAAAUCUACAUGAAGAGCUGGACCAGGAGAAGAAGAAGUACAUCAUGGUAGAGAUAAAGCUGAGAAACGCUGAGCGAGCAAAGGAAGAUGCAGAGAAGAGAAACGAAAUGCUACAGAAAGAGAUGGAGCAGUUCUUUUCCACUUUUGGAGACUUGACCGCAGACCCACAACGACCUGAUAGAGCCAACACCAUCUGGAUCCAGUGAGAUGUGGUGGAGGAUACCAUUUAAUUCAAGCUGGUGUUGAGAACAGUCUACCAUUAACAAUUACUCAAUGACCAGUUUUGUUACAUUGUGUGAGCUGUGCUCAGACAGAAUCUGAUUAAAUUAACUUGUCCAUAAUUGGCUUGUCCUUAGUUGGGUGUUUCUUGCCCGUUUGGUGCAAGGAUUCAACGCAGCUGAGCGAAGCCCACUGAGGAAAAUUUCAGAAUGAACGUGGACCAGUUGUGUGAUACUUGUUGGACUAAACCAUUUGGAUUCAUUGGAUUCAAUACUUCUUGGAUCUCAAGAAAAAGUAAGACAGUUAAAUGGUUUGAAAUAUGGUUGUGUUUUGGAAACAUAAGACUUGUCAACUUGAAAUGAGUGUCAUAAAUGGAAAGAAGAGGAUUUUGACUCCAAAUAUUGUCAGAGCCUGCUCUGAAAAUGUUAAAGAGGAACUUUGAUGGUUGACUGUUGAAGUAUGUUGCUUUUCGUACUGGAAUGAACAAUACGUCUUAGAUUGGUAAACUCCUGAAGGACAACAGAACCUUGAAUGUUACACGCAUUUCUAAUUGUGAUCCAACCAAAUGUGUCCUUGAUCUGUCACCUCAUCAUGUAUCCACCUUUGUUAAAAAUACCAUGAUUAAAAAUAGAUGUCUGUAUAAAUGCAAAUUAAAGUAAUAUGUUGAUGUACGUACUGAUAUUUAAAGAGAGAAUUUUCGAUGUGUUACAUAAACAUUUUAUAUCAAGGCUUUUCCUUGCACUUAAAACAUUGUUUUUCAACAUGGUACGGAUAUGAGAUUGUUGCAAGCAUUUGAAUUUCACUCUCUCUCUGUCUACCCUUACGCUUUUUUCAGAUAUUUCAUUGCUAUAUCCAAAUGCCAUAGCUUGCCACAUGACCAAAAAAAAAAAGACCUGUAAAGACAUAGGAAAAACAUGACAGACACUUGGCCUGUCUUUGCCAUUCUUACCGAUCACACAUCAUUUGCUUUAAGCAGCACUAGACAGGAAGAAGUCUAUUAAAAUAAUGACUAAAAUGUAACAUAAUUCAAACCUGUUAAAGGUGACACCGGGUCAUUUCUGCACUGUUUGCCUUGUCUGUUUUGGAAGCUGUCCAUGCUUCUACUGUAGCUUCAUGCAUUCAGUGAAAUGCAAUUAAAUUAAAUUAUGUGAGCUUAUUUAAACUGUCUUAAAUUUGGUCUUAUUGUAUUAUUUCUGUAGUUCAUCAGUCGCUCUGGCAGACUACACAUGAAAUCAGUGGGUGGUCUAAUAUUUACAGCCACAAAAUUAACAUUUUUAAAAAGAGUCAAAGACAACAUCCUCCCAAAUAAAUUCUGGACUUUGUCCACGAGGCUUCAAAGUCAGAAUCUCUGGGUGAGAAAAAAUGUUUGUGAUUGCCUUGUAAUGCUGACUCCAAAGGUUAUAGUUCCUAACAAAGUAUAAAAAAGUA